This is a messenger RNA of Oryzias melastigma (Indian medaka), 4699 nucleotides long. Its product is annotated as neurabin-1. Gene Ontology annotation, molecular function: actin filament binding. Gene Ontology annotation, biological process: actin filament organization; calcium-mediated signaling; neuron projection development. Bases 456 to 4367 code for a protein of 1303 amino acids. NCBI's taxonomy places the organism in Eukaryota, Metazoa, Chordata, Actinopteri, Beloniformes, Adrianichthyidae. Gene Ontology annotation, cellular component: cytoplasm; dendrite; postsynaptic density. The transcript has 20 exons. The record is from RefSeq and is a predicted model, not a curated record.
GGGACAAUGGUCUCCAGUCAGAUCCAGGUCAAAACAAGCAGAACCCAUCUACGGAUAUGCGUGAAUCAGUCCGAUCCAGAGGGGUCUGGCUCCUCACAGGCAGGUAGACAGAGGUAGACCACUGGAGAUCUGGCUGAGAGGAAAACAAGUAAAUACUAAUGCAAGAUGCUCGAUUAGACAAAUAUUGGCUGCUCUGGCUGGGGCUCAGGUAAAGAUAUGGAGAUGUUUGACAGACUAAUUGAAUCUGACUGAUGGAAAUGAAGUUUUACAUGAAGAGUUUGUCAACUGAUGAUUGCAGUGAACCAUUAGGACAACAACUUCAAGGACAUCUUGCCUUUUUGUCAUUCAAUUACACCAGCAAAACUAGGACUUAGAGUUCAUCCAAAAAAACUUCUAUCCUUUUUUCUUCUUACAUUUUUUUCUUCAACUUUUUGAGUAUUUUCUCACAUUACCAGAUGAUGAGGACAGACCAUAAAGGCCGGAGUGCCUCCCCCCACAGGAUAACUUAUAAAUCCGACUUCCAUGCUAUCAAAUGUUCAUUUGACACGGGAAACAUUCUACAUGCGUCUUCGGCUGCUGCCCAUCGCACUGCUGCACAUCCAAACAAGCUGCUGUCUACCAUGUCAGAUCCCAUCAUGUCUCAUGCCGGCACAGACAGCCGCAGCAGAGGCAGGAUCCAAAGCACGAGGGGGACCAAAAUCCGAGAAAACAUCUUCCUUCAAAUGGACAACCCGCAGUCAAGACAAGAUCCGGUACUGAGUUCAGGCUCCACACCCCUCCUGCUUUUCCCAAAGCCCAACUCCCAAUCUCAAACUUCCCCUGUUUUUGGAUCCAGACGUUCAAUCAUCAGCUCUUCUUCUGUUUUGAGUUCUCUCACUUCUACCCAAGAAAAAAAUCUGGAAAAUAAACCCUCUAAAUCAGAGGAAAUAUCAGACGUCGACAGAGCAGCUCUGGCUCAGAAGUUCUCUGUAACAAGAAAGUUGUUUGAGUCUAAAAUGAUGGAGGUUGGAGAUAAUGGAGUUCAGACUUCGAAACCUGGUAUAAUCAGAGGAAGCAAUGGUGCUGCAGAAUCAAAAGGAGAGAUGGAACAGAAGCUGGCAACAAGUGACAAGAUGAAGCACACAGAGGGAAAUGGUUUAGAUAAACCCAAACCCGUAAAUCAGCUCAUAAAUACUGUGACUCUAGAACCUCAUGCGGUGAAGUCUGUGUCAAAGGGCUCUAAAUUUCCUGGAGUGCAUGGACCUGAUGAAGGACCCAACAAAUCACCCUCCCAUCAUGACAAAUGUGAUGAAACCACAACAUCACAAAUGGAGGCAGAAAGGAUGACUUUUAACCCCUUUGUGACUCCUGAGGAGACUCUGAGGGCAGAACGAGUCAGCAUCAACAACGAAUCAUCCGAAAGUGAGGAAAAUGAAGAGGAGAAAGUGUGGAAUGAGAAUAAACACUGGCUCAAAGGGGAGAUGAGGGUGUCUGAGAGCCAAAAUGAAGGAGACCGUGAGGAGGCCCUUAUAGAUGAAGUCUUUGAGGAGCCCGUUGUGGAGCUGUUUGAAAAAGAGGAAGACGAGCUGAUUGUUUCCUCAGAAGAUUGGCACUGGAAAAAAAUGACUGAGGAUGGUGAGGAGGGCAGAAUAGACAUGUGUCAGCAAGUGAACAAACAGAGGGAGGGUGAAAGGGAGGAGCUGAGCAGCAACUUGAUUGCACAAUAUGAGGAGGAAUCAACAGUGGAGAGAGACGUUGAGAAGAACAACAUGGAGACAAAGUUAGAAGAAAGUGUUGAAGUGUUAGAGGAAGUCAGAAAAGAGGAUACGGACGGUAGAGAAGAAGUUUCAAGGCAAUCUCAAAGUUCUGAAGCAAAAGAAACAUCCGAGGUGCUUGAAAUGGAGAUAACAAAUGGGAUCGGUAAAGGAGGAAGUGAUGGAGCUGACGGUGUGACAGAUGAAGAGGACCAAAUGGUAAUCUCUGGGAUUGAGAAUAAGGCCUUCGUAUACGAACAAGACUCCCAUGUGGAGAUUUUAGGAGCAAAAGUGGAGCAGGAAGACUCUCCACACAGUGAAGAUCAGUCGGAGGUGGAGUAUGAGGAAAUUCCUGGUAUUCCUGAAUUGGAUGAGCAGGAGGAUGAGGAGACAUCUGACGAUGUGAAGAGGAAGGUCAGGUUCUCUACUGCACCCAUCAAGGUGUUCAGCACCUUUUCUAAUGCGGAGUACGACCGGAACAACGAGGACAUCGACCCAGUGUCGGCUUCAGCUGAGUUUGAGCUGGAAAAGAGGGUAGACAGGAUGGAUGUUUUCCCAGUAGAGAUCCAGAAAGGUGAGGAUGGACUGGGCAUCAGUAUAAUAGGAAUGGGUGUGGGAGCAGACCAGGGGCUGGAGAAAUUAGGAAUCUUCGUAAAGACGGUUACUGAAGGCGGAGCAACACAUAAAGAUGGACGGAUCCAGGUGAACGAUCAGAUAGUGGAGGUUGACGGCAGGAGUUUGGUUGGAGUGUCUCAGCUAUUUGCAGCAACGGUCCUCAAGAACACGUCAGGCCUUGUUAAGUUUUUAAUCGGCCGAGAGAAGGAUGGCGUGGAAAGUGAGGUGGCACGACUAAUCAACGAAAGCUUGGAAAUGGAUAAAACAAAAAGCAAAAAUAGGGAAAGCAAAAGUAGUGGAGAUGAAGUCAGUGAUGCUAUGACAGAGAGGAGUUCUGUUGAGGAAGAAGAGGAUGAAGAGGAGGAAGAUGAUGUGGAGGAGGAGGAGGAGAAUGUGUCCCUUUUGUCCAGUCUUGACAACGACCAGCUCUGUCUGAAAUACCAGCAGCUUCAGGCAAAAAUGCGACGCAUUACAGCCCAGCUUCACUGUGCCAAAGAAAAGAUAAGAGCAUGGGAGGAGCAGGAAGCCAGCUGGGUAAGAGAGAAAGCUGAGCUGCAGCAAAAAGUUGAGGAAGAAGAGGAGAAAGCCGAGAAACUAGAGAAAUACUGGCAAGAGGCUCAGACUCUCUGCAGAGUCGUGAGUCAGCGGCUCGCUGAUGCACAGAACCAAAAUGAGAGUCUGGAGGUCAAAUACAACAAAGCCAAAAGACUGGUCAGAGAGUACCAGAGCAGAGAAGAGGAGGUGGAACAAACACUUACAGAUUUGAGGAGAGAAAUGGAAGACCGGGAAAAGCAACACAGAGAAACCAUUGAAAGACUGCAAAUGCAGCUGGGACAUUCAGAAAGAACAGAGCCUGAUCCACAAAUGAAGAACGAAUCUGUGGAGUCUUCAGCCACAGACUGGUAUGUUCCACUUCCUAAUACGGAUCGUUUGGACUCCAGCGCACACAUAGCCAGGGCCCAGCUAGCCCAGAAGUCUAAGCGCCAUCCACCGUCACGAGACAAGCUUCGAGAGAGUUUCAAGAAGCAGGAGGAAGGUGUCACAAAACCAGAGGAGAACCAAUCCCUGCCUUCUUCUACAACGGUCCAAAGCAGCCGGACUGAACCGUCUAAUGCUAAUUCGCUCUCAACAGCCGGUCCUCAGCCUCCCACCAGCUCUCUGUCAACUCCUCCUAUUCUCAUCUCAGACACAGAAACGCCUUCUCCAUGUAAAUCCUCGACCUCUAAAAAAUCAAAGAGGAAGUUUCCAGACUUUAGUGGCUUUCGCAAGUCUCUCAGCAGGCGGACAAGUGAAAAAAACAACAGAUCUGCAAACAGUAGGGGAUCCUGUGGUGACUUGGUGGACGAGCCAGCUGAAGUUUCUCCGUCUGGCUCGGUGAACUCCGUCCCUUCCUGCCUUCGACUUCCCUGGUUUGGAGAAAGGGGAAGAGAGAAAGCCGGAGAAAGGGAGAACAUCAGGGAGAGGUUACGGUCCGUUUCCAGCAGCAGUUUGCCUUACCUGACAACCACAGGUAGAAGAGAUCAGACUAUUGGUUCUCCUGUGGGCAGCUCCAGCAUGGUGGGUCAUGUCUCUGAUUACUCCCUCUCUGGAAACUCUCAUACUUGCACCUUUUCCUCCUCUGAGACUUUAGAUGACUGUCCUGUUCCGAAUAAUAACAACAACCAGUGGCAGACGAGACCGGUGUCGGAGUGGAACAACCAGCAGGUCUCCCUGUGGCUCAUUGCCAUGAACAUGGAUCAGUACACAGCUGAGUUCGCUGCAAAAGGCUUGGAUGGAACGCAGCUGCUGAACUUGGACAGUCAAAAGCUUAAGGCUCUCGGUGUUUCCAGUCAAAGCGACCGGUCUAUCAUCAAGAGGAAGCUGAAGGACAUAAAGAGAAGAGAGGAGAAAGAGCAGAGGAAAGAGGAGAAAAAGCUAAAGGAGGGUGAAGGAAAGGUAAUGGGUAUAAAGGAGGAGGAGAAGUCUGUAAAAAGCAUCGGACGCAGCGGCCAAACUGUUCGAACUGAAUCCCUUUUAUAGUUGACUGGCUGAAGGAAGAUGCACCACCAGCAUAAGAGAAUAGUUAAACGUCCGACAAACCUGUUUGUGAUAAACAAAGCAAAUCAAAUGAAAUCUCUAUUUCUCUCCACUGGUGAAGAAUAAUGGCUAAGUCGUGUUCAAACCAGUUAUUCCAGCACCAAAGUUCAUAGGAAUUCUAUGUAUUCUUAAAGUGUAAGGACUGUCUCACAGUGCUUUUUUAAUUAUGAACCAUCUUUAGAAUGAUUUUAUUAUUUAAAGUUGUCCAGAUUCUUGCAUAUAUGUAUUUGUUGUAAGGUUUUUUUUAUGUGUUAAUAAAUAAAACUCAAAACUUU